AUGGCACCCGUACAGUCCAAGAGUCAGAAUUCCGGUCUGGGUAACCGGAACCUCCUCGACAAGAUUGACAAGUUGAGGGAACUCGGAAUCUCUAAGCAAGUUGCUCUUCCGCAGCUUGUUGUGGUGGGAGAUCAGUCUUCCGGCAAAUCCAGUGUUCUGGAGUCUCUCACGGGGUACUACUUCCCUCGUUCCGUGGGUCUCUGUACUCGUCAUGCCACCGAGAUCGUAUGCCGCCGAGAAGCCACGAUAAGCAUCAUCGUCACAAUCCAGCCGUUCGAGGCGACCCCAGAGAGAGCCGAGCUUGCCAAGUCGUUCCGGCGUGAGCUUCGUGACUUGAAGGGUCAAGAGUUUGCAGAUGUACUCAAGGAAGCCGCAAAUGUCAUGGGUCUGAAGACUUCCAUCGAUGGUUCCUCUGGGGGAGCUGCUUUCAGCAAAGAUGUUUUACGUGUUGAGAUAUGCGGUCCUGACGAAGAGCAUCUGACUAUCAUUGAUGUGCCCGCAUUUCCAGGCGUUUCGACUGCCAACGACGUUGCCUUGGUCAACUCCAUGGUCAAGGACUACAUCAAGGACUCCCGAACGAUCAUACUUGCCGUGAUCCCAUGCAACGUGGAUGUUGCAACCCAAGCCAUCCUUACCUAUGCUGCCGAGGCAGACCCCGAGGGCAAGCGCACCCUGGGCGUCCUGACCAAGCCUGAUCUCGUCAACGAGAAUGCCAUACGUGAAGCGGCGAUGGAUCUGAUCAGGGGCAAGAGACGAGAUAUCCAGCUGGGCUACUACGUUGUCAAGAAUCGCGGCGCCGACGAUACCUCGUCUAGCAAAGAGGAGCGGGAUUAUCAGGAGAAGGUCUUCUUCAGCGAGGACCCCUGGUGCAAGCUCGACAAGUCGCGCCUGGGAAUCCCAGCCCUCCGAAAUCGCUUGCGUGAGCUCCUUAUGGACCGUACCAAGAGCGAAUUUCCCAAAGUGCGCCGUGAGAUCAACGAACGCCUCACUGACGCCAAGGCUCAACUCGAGGCUCUGGGCCAGUCCCGGUCCACGGCUGACGAGCAGAGAGUCUAUCUCGGCAAGAUUGUCAGUCGGUACGUUCAGCUCCGGGACUUCAGUCUGAACGCCUAUUACACCGGCGAUACCCUUUUUGAGAAACAUUCCGAAUAUCGCCUGGCGACCCGGAUUCGUGAGGCUAAUUCGGCUUUCUCUCUGAUGUUCUACAACAGAGCUCAUACCCGCCGCUUCGAUAAUCUGGAUGAAGAUGAAAAGAUCGAGAAUCAAGGCAACGAAAUUGGCGCCAAGGACGAAGACGAGGAUGUCAGCAGAAAUGACCUGUACGACAUAGAGUUUGUGAUACCGCCGGACGAGUUCGGUGAAUUGGAUGCAGUCUUGUCAGAGCCCUGCAAGUGUGCGGCACCUCAAAACGAGAACAUCAUGAAGCACCUCGAACAGCUAUACCUUGCAUCUCGUGGCUUCGAGCUGGGCACUGUCAACAACCACCUGCUCCCCACAGCGUUCAAGGAGCAGUCGAAGAAGUGGGAGUCCGUUACUUUGGCCCACGUCAGCAACGUCAUCCUUGUUGUCCACCACUUCAUCUACGGGGUGGUCAAGGAGGCCUGCGGGGAUGGACCGGUCCUUGAGGCGCUUUGGUCCUCGAUUGUUGAGGACCUCGUCAAGUGUUACCAGAAGGCCAUGCAACAGGCGAGAUUACUUAUCCACGUGGAGCGAGAGGGCCGCUCCAUCACGUACAACCCGGCAUUCGACAGAGCACUGGGUCAAGUCAAGGCCAAGAGAUCUGCAAUCAAGUACAAAGGCCACAAGCAAGCUGGCUAUGAACCUGACGAAGACAAGGUCUGUUAUAGCGAACUGACGAGGGAACCGACCAGUACCGAAAGAAUGAGCGAAACGUGCAACACCAUCCAUGACGUCCUGAAGUGCUACUACGACAUCGCCAGCGCUCGAUUUUCUGAUACCGUUUGCGCUCAGGUCAUCGACUACUUCCUUCUCAGUGCCGAGACCAGCCCUCUGAGAAUCUUGUCUUCGAACCGUAUCCUUAAGAUGACGGCCGAACAGUUGGAAAUGGUGGCAGGCGAGGACGCUGUGAGCAAGGCCACACGUGAGAUGUUGAAGAAUGACAUCAAGCUUUUCGAGCAGGGUAGAAAGGUUCUUCGCACUUAA
Molecule: messenger RNA, 2163 nt
Organism: Colletotrichum navitas
Lineage: Eukaryota; Fungi; Ascomycota; Sordariomycetes; Glomerellales; Glomerellaceae
Product: dynamin family protein
Exons: 6
Coding region: 1-2163 (720 amino acids)
Cellular component (GO): cytoplasm; microtubule; membrane
Molecular function (GO): microtubule binding; GTPase activity; GTP binding
Source: RefSeq, a predicted model, not a curated record